This is a messenger RNA of Knipowitschia caucasica, 1245 nucleotides long. Lineage: Eukaryota; Metazoa; Chordata; Actinopteri; Gobiiformes; Gobiidae. The record is from the annotation of a GenBank genome assembly.
AUGGGACUCGCUCGGUGCGUGGUGUGUGCCGUGUCCGGAGGUGUUGACAGCUCUGUGGCUGCCUUGUUAUUGAAGAGGCGAGGAUAUAAUGUGACUGGAGUGUUUAUGAAGAACUGGGAUUCUUUGGACGAGUCAGGCGUGUGUACCUCAGACAAGGACUGUGAAGAUGCCUACAAAGUAUGUCAAACUCUGGACAUCCCUUUUCACCAAGUGUCCUUUGUCAAAGAGUACUGGCACGAGGUUUUUACUAAUUUGGUGAAAGAAUACCAGAAGGGAAGAACUCCAAAUCCAGAUAUUAUGUGCAAUAAGAAUAUCAAGUUUAACUAUUUCUACAAAUAUGCAAUGGACACUUUGGGUGCUGAUGCGAUGGCAACUGGACAUUAUGCCAGGACAUCCCAAGAAGAUGAAGAAGUAUUUCAUCAAAUGUAUUCUCCUUCAACCAAACUGUUCAGGGACAGAUUUGAGAUCAGAAAUCCUGUUCGGUUGCAUCAAGGAGCAGACCUUUUCAAAGACCAAACGUUUUUUCUCAGCCAAAUCUCUCAAGAGGCUCUAAGACACACCAUCUUUCCUCUGGCUGGACUCACCAAAGACUUUGUCAGAAAAAUAGCUGCUGAAGCUGGUCUCCACAAUGUACUCAAGAAAAAAGAGAGCAUGGGGAUCUGUUUUAUUGGUGAGAGGAACUUUGAAAAGUUUAUUUUGGAGUAUAUUGAGCCUAAACCUGGAAACUUUGUAUCUAUUGAAGAUGGUUCAAUAAAAGGAACGCAUAAAGGAUGGUUUACUUUAACUCUGGGACAAAGAGCAAGAAUAGGAGGCCAGAAGGACCCCUGGUUUGUUGUAGACAAAGACAUAGUUACAGGAGAUGUUAUGGUGGCUCCAACCACCAAUCACCCUGCACUUUUCCGGGAUACUAUAAAGACGGAUCGUUUUAAUUGGAUCACGACAGAGCCGCCUCGAGAGUUGAUUCAGGCCAAAAUGAUGCAGUGUAAUUUUCGCUUUAUUCAUCAGAUGCCACUUGUCAAGUGCACUGUUACUCUGAACAUGGACGGUACUGUAUGGAUCUCUUUGUCUGAACCAGUCAGAGCUCUGACUCCAGGACAGUUUGCAGUGUUGUACAAAGGCGAUGAGUGCUUGGGCAGUGGGAAGAUCCUUCUGUUGGGUCCCAGUCAGUUUACUCUGCAGCGGGGUCGAGAGCGGCUGUCAGCGGCCGCACAGCUCAAAGAGCCGAGUCACAAGCCGGUGAGCUGA